UUCAAGUCAAUUCAGAAGCCCCAAGGGUUCUGCCAUGCCUCAUGGGCCAAAGCCUCUUGCUCCCAGCCUUACCGCUGGGGUGCCUUGCUUCUUGCGGGGCUCCUUUGGGAGGAGAGGGCGCAAUUGGCACCGAUGUCAUCAGCGGAUGUGCAGAGGCCACGAGAUUUGCCAUUGACUUGGCUUUGGCAGACGCACCGGUUUUGCACGAUCGUUCUCCUGAGUCUUUGAAGGGAUGCGUGUCCCUGUCUGAGGGCCUUGUUGGCUGGGCAUUUAAAGAGGAAGGUUGUGAGCAGUGCCCCGAGGCAUGUGCCAUGGUCCUUGCUUUGCAGGGUCUCACUGCUGAGCUGGACGGGACUGCUCGAUGCACUCAGACACUACUCUUGCUUGUGCGGGCUUUCAACUAUGUAAGCGACGAGUCGACGUGGGCUUCGGUGGAUGGUUUUGGAGAGCUGAUACAUGUACGACGUGAGCAGUGCGGAAAGGUGCGACGUGAAGAAGUGAAGAAACUACAGCUUCCCUGGCCUUCCUACUCAAACUAUAGAGGCGAAGGACCCGGCUCGUUUGGACAAGUGAGGGAACAGGUGGCCGUGCUAGCGGCAGCAACGCCCAACAAGAUACAUGCAUACCAGCCAUUCUUGAACCUCUGGCGCUGCUACGCACUUCGACAUGGUUUAGCUUUCAUUCUGGAGACCGAUGACACGGAGGUGAGCCCUCCACAUCAUCGUGCUCCCAAUUGGUUGAGAUGGUUUACUGCCAAGAAGUACCUGAGUUACUACAAGGCCCUGCUGGUAGUUGAUCCUGACCAGCUCAUUGUGCCGGAGUGUUGGAAUAUCUCUAUUCCAGCAGUACUUGGAGCUUGGUCAGGUGGAGCUUUUGGCUCGCCUGACGUGGCUACGCGUGACUUCGGGAAACCGCAGACCUUGAAUAAUGGAGUGGUGAUGAUUCGGUCCUCGCCACGGGGUCAUUUCUUCCUCGACCUGCUGCUGGAGAAGGCAGCAUGGAUGCAGAACAUUGAAAAAGAUCAGGGCGCCUUUGACGAGACUGUAUUGGAGAUCCUAGGUUUGGAGGCUACUGCACGAGGAGAUGAAGGCUACGAUUCUGAGUGUGCACAGUAUGUUUGGCCAAAUGCAAAGGGCAACCACGAGAUUGCACUCUAUGCCAUGUGUUGGUGGCGCAUCUGCCAGCGCCUGGCAGGACCAUUUGGCGCUCGGCGCUCCACGUUUUUCCACUUUGCAGAUCCGCGAUUGGUUGACAUCAAUCACGUGGUGGGUGCCCGUGGCUUGAAUGAGCCAGCAGUUCUGCAUCACUUCGCAGGACGCUCCAAAGACUGGGACUUCAUGCUGGAGACAUUUGGCAUGGCCAGGCGCAACACCGGAAAUUGUCAGCGAGUCUUUGCUCAUGUCGACAGCCGAGCUGCCGAACAACGGUGUGUCGCUGGAGGCCCUCCUGUCACAGAGUACCCCUCCAAGUCUCAGCUGAGCUUCAAUGAGCCCCCCAUGUGUUUCAGGUGCGAACCACCUAUGCUGGUUUGCUGAUGGGCUUGCA
Durusdinium trenchii is the source of this 1545-nucleotide messenger RNA. Lineage: Eukaryota; Dinophyceae; Suessiales; Symbiodiniaceae. The record is from the annotation of a GenBank genome assembly.